Molecule: messenger RNA, 2464 nt
Organism: Cricetulus griseus (Chinese hamster)
Lineage: Eukaryota; Metazoa; Chordata; Mammalia; Rodentia; Cricetidae
Source: RefSeq, a predicted model, not a curated record
GCAGGGCGGGGCAGGGCUGCGGCAUAUAAGAAGGGCUGUGCACCCGCUCCGGGCCACUGGUACGCACUGUUGAGACCAUGGCGUCUCCUUGCCUGCUCGCUUUGCUGCUACUGCUCUUCGGAGGAUUCCCUGCCACCCCCGCCGAGUCGAUCCGGGAGACUGAGGUCAUAGACCACCAGCACUUCCUGGAAGGCAGAUACUUCUCUGGAGCCCUCCCUGACGAUGAAGAUGCUGGGGGCCUCGAGCUGGAGUCGGAUGACUUUGAGCUGUCGGGCUCUGGAGAUCUGGAUGACACAGAGGAGACCAAGACCUUCCCUGAAGUGAUUCAGCCCUUGAUGCCUGUAGAUAACCACAUUCCUGAGCGGGCACAACCUGGGAUCCGUGUCCCCUCAGAACCUAAGGAAGUGGAGCAGAAUGAAGUCAUUCCCAAAAGGGUCUCACCCUCCGAAGUGGAUAACGAUAUAUCCAACAAAGUGUCCAUGUCCAGCACUGCCCAGGACGGCAACAUUUUUGAGAGAACCGAGGUCCUGGCAGCUUUGAUUGUGGGCGGCGUGGUGGGCAUCCUCUUCGCUGUCUUCCUGAUCCUGCUGCUGGUGUACCGCAUGAAGAAGAAGGAUGAGGGCAGUUACGACUUGGGCAAGAAACCCAUCUACAAAAAAGCCCCCACCAACGAGUUCUACGCGUGAAGUUUUCCUUGAGUGCCGCUUGGACUUGAUGGGGAGGGGAGUCACAGGAUUGGAUGGUGGGCCUUUGUAGAGGAAGGGCACCUUAAUACUGACUUGUCAGUGUCUCCAUCUCUGGUCACCUUUCUGGGGUCAGAAGAAAGAUCAUCUUCUGUGCUGCCUCACUUGGAUUUGGGGGUGGGGGUUCAUGUCUCGGUUGCCCAGGUAGAAAAAAAGGGGCUGUUAAACUUGCCCUUUCUAAAGGCAAGCCUGGGUUUGAGUCAUUUUUUUUUUUCCCCUCCAAAUUUCCAGAAUAGAAUCUAGGACCAGUUUAGAGCCUAUACUGAAGGUGCCUCAUCUGUGACUACCUUGUCUUUGGAAGCCAACUUGGCUGCCUUCCACAUGCUGUACCCUGUCUGUCUGUAGGAGCUGGCAAGAAGCUAGAAUCCACUGCACCUUGAGAUGUGUCCACCCACGAGUGGUUCACACUACAGAGUCUCUGUGCUACACCUUGGGCCAUUCUAGGCUCUUUCAGUGACUUUUGGAACUCAACUGUUUUUUGAUUUUUUGUUUUGUUUUUUAAAUAUGGGGAAGGUGGGGUGGAGUGCUGAAAUGCAUUUGUAGAAGAUUGAUAAAACUAAUUUUUUUUUAAAAAAAACAAAACAAAACAGUUCAUUCCUUUAUGCAAGUAUCUGUGCCUGGGCUAAGAGUGUGGGAAUGUGCAGAUGUUCACAUCUGUGUUGAACAUUUACAUUGCACCAGCUAAGUUUGUGUGUCUUGGUUUUUAUGUUGUUUUGUUUUUUGAAAAUGAGAGAAGAGUUGGAGAUAAUGAUUUUUUAUUAAUUUUUGUUACUAUUUAUAGCUUCAGACAGGGCUGCUUCUUCAUCUUUUGUUUCCCCCACCAUUUAAAAAGAUACUCUGCACUCUUUUUUUUUUUUUUUAUGACCUUGGCCCUUUCUGAAGUUGCUUUGUCUUAAGAAGUAGCUAUAAUGUUCUAGCAGAUUCCAGAAUAUAACUUAGGGGAUAGUGGGAUAUUUGUGUACAUGUUCUUGUAAUAUAUUAUCCUUACUUGGCUAUAGAAGAAUAGAAGAAUAUAUUUUUUUAGGAUAUAGAAUGGUUUUUUACCAGUUUCAUGUUGGCUCAGGUGGCUGCGUGAGUAAAUUUUUGUGUGGCUGAGUAGGCUUUGCCCCCUUCUCUUGCCCUGUUCCUGGUGCCUUCUUGUGCUUGAGCUGGAGUAGUAGAGGGUAGCUGACUCUUAACCCUCGUCCUGCCUUCUGCUGGGGGGCCCAGCAGCAUGGCUUCUGGGGCUGCUUUCUUCAGGCUUCUCUAGAUGAAAGUGACCUCAUGUGGCUGGAUAAAUCAGGUCAGUUCAGACCACAUGGUUAGAAAUCCAUUCCUCAGUUGCACUGGCCACAAAUAUGAGUGCUCAGUCACCAUCCACUAAGCAUAUUGCUAAGAGACUUAAGCUGGCUUAGCAGUGACACUCAGCUUUGCUUGCCUCCCAGGGCAAGGGAAGGGGACCAGGAGGAGGGUGAUGAGGCCCCAAUGAGUCCUGUUGCCAGGGACUCUCCCUCUUACAGAGUGACUUACAAAGUCCAGGGUGUAUGUGGGUUGUGGGGAUCAUAUUUCCUCAACCAUACUUGUACCUGCAAGUCCCAUCAGCACCUCAGAGCGGCCCCAGCUGGCUGGGUCCUCUUCUAAACCUCAGUGCCUGCACCUUUUCUGUACCCUCCUCACACUGUCGUCUGUUACUGAUUUCUUUUUUGAUAAAAAGAUAAUAAAACCUGGUACUUUCUAGAUUG